UUUAGUCGUAGAUAUCACAUGGAAAACAGUGCUUACAGUUAACAAAGAAGAGAAGAUUUGACGGUUGUUCAGCCAACAUUUGGGUUGCACUCUACCAGCUGAUGGGGGGGAUGUCCAACUAAGAUGCAGAUAUGCUGUGUGGACCAAACAUGAUGGAGGAACUCCGAGCUCAGCUAAAGCCUGUCUUACGAGGAAAAGAAGGCAAAGAAGAAUAGAUCAUUGUCUUGGACAACAUGGACACCUGCUGCCUGGAAGACCACAAAAAGAUGGAUUCCAACAAAGUAUGGCAGUGGCGCGUUAUGUGUGGAAAGAAACUUUCAGUAUGUCUAGAACCAUUCCAUCACAGCAAUAGAAUAGGGUUGGAUUUUAAUGUGGCAUCCAACACACAGAAAAAAAUUGACUUGCAAUUUGUGACAAAUGGGGUGAUACUUGAAGUCUGUGACUUUGCUAAAACAGUCAACAAGAGUAAAGGGCAUUUUAUCACCAGCAUUCUUGAGAACAAUUUUGAUCUUGGGUUGGAAAAUGAGCAACAGCUGACUGACUUUACUGCUCAAAUUCUGCACAAAGUCAAAGACCUGAUUAAGAAACCUCCUGAAGAUAAAGAAGAAGUGUUUACUCUCUUUGACUUGUCAUCAAAGCCAGAAUGCAAAACCAACAAUGGGCUGAACAUGGCAUCUGCAGAGCGGAAGACUGAAAGUGUUGUAGUGGAGAUGGAUGAUACUGCACAUGGAGAUCAAUACGCAUGUUCACAAGCAACAUCCAAAGAAUACAUGAAGAUGGAAAGUCUCUUGGAAGACAUGGAAGGAGCACACGGUGACGACAGUGAAGAUAAGGAUGGAUUUAAGGGAUCUGGAGCAAUGUCAGCAGAAGAACUGAUUGAGGAUGCUUUUCUCCCUAAAUUUCCUUAUUGUGAGGAAAUGUGUCUGAACCUUGAUGUUGGGUCAAAACAAAGUCUAGAUCCAGGUCUGUUGACAAAGGGUGUGAUGUUAGAACUGGUACACUUCACCAACAUACUGGCUGCAUCCUUCACACCUAUCGUCCUGGGGGUGCUGGAGCACAAUUUUGAACUUUAUCUCAAGAGUCAACAUGGAAACAAUCUAAUUUGGUUAAGGAUAUCGAACUUACUAAGAAGAAGAAAUGGUCUUAUCACCACUGGUAGUGAGAUAAGCAUGGAGUUUAAAAAUAUGCCGUUUUCCUUCCAAGUAACCAGAGGCUCAGCACCUUCCAAUAUGGAAGUCCAGCAGAAUCUGUUUCAGGAAGUGACAAAGGCAAGACGAUCUGGUUCAAACAAAGAGCACAGAAGAGAAAAGUCUAAAGACAUGGAGACAAACACACACUCUCAUCACACUGAAUUGUGUCCCACUCGAACGUCAGAGGGAGAUCAUUGUCAAACUGGUUCUCUAUCAGAGUUUGAUCUAGACUCCUUCACUGGCAAUGAAUGUGACAAAGAACAGGAGGAUGUAGAAAUGGAGAACUACCACACUUGUCCACAAGGAGAGUCUGAUCUCGACUCGGACAAAGUCACAAACUCUGGCUGA
Pseudoliparis swirei is the source of this 1538-nucleotide messenger RNA. RefSeq lists its product as uncharacterized. The transcript is spliced from 4 exons. The record is from RefSeq and is a predicted model, not a curated record. Lineage: Eukaryota; Metazoa; Chordata; Actinopteri; Perciformes; Liparidae. Bases 234 to 1538 code for a protein of 434 amino acids.